AUGCCUUCGUAUUUGCUGAGACGUAGACUUCGACAUGUUCGCUCGAUAGGAAUCAAUAACGUAUCUGCAGCCAUUGAAACGAAGUCGGAAAAAGUGGUGGUGCCAUUCCCAGCAUGUUUCCUGGCAUUGCAAUCGAUGAAGGGUGAAGUUUUGUACGUCAGUGAGGUGCAGCGUGGUUUCAUAAACACCGUUCAGUUCAACGAGUUGCCGAGGCUCGAACACUCAAUCUCUCACAUAAUGCUGAGGAUUAUGGUUAAGGUACCUGAGCAAUGCGGCCUUGCAAGUGCCAUGAAACGAGAUAGUUGGCUUGUUUUACGGGAGUUCGAAGUGGAUUUCAAUAAAUUACAGAGCAUAGAUCUUGAGGAUCAACUGGAAGGCCACAAUGUACCAUUAUUCGAGAUGAAUGACGGAGUCUAUACACUGCAGUGCCAGCCUGUGGUGAAGGCUACAGCGAACGACGACGCAUACUUGCGACAUAGGCGCAACGCCUCACGAAAUCAGGUUCAGGAGUCGUUUUCGUAUAAUUCAGCGCUGAAGUUGAAUAUCAUGGUAAGUUACAAAGCACAGGUUUUGCGAGAAAUCCAGGAAACAUCGAAGAAGCUUGAAAAUGCUAUCGACUCUAAUGGGAAACACAGUCGUUGGCAGAUCGACUGUGUAAAGAGACAUCUCGCGGAUCUGAGGCAGUCAUUCACUACAAAGAACGCAUAUUUGCGACAGUUGGACGAGGAACUCAAGAGCAGCAUUGAUCAAUAUCACAAAACUUCGACUCCGUCUCCAGAUGGCCAAUCCCUUCAAGAGUACUACGGGAAUAACUAUCCCAAUUUGAUCAAGAUCAAGGACCGUGUAGACUCUUUAAAGCUGAAAAAACUGAGCCGGCUCAUCAGCAUUUUUCAAACCACUUGCCUGUUUCAGAAGGAGAUUGGUUUUAUAGAGCAUGAAAGUGCAUGCAUGGCAGGUGCUCCAUAUGAGAGGACGAAACUCAAAUUAGUAGACCAAGAACGCGUUCUGGCAAUAGCCUUGAGGUCGGACGCCGAAAGAAAUAUUAUCAACACAUGCUUGGGUUACUAUUUGCUUUUCAUCCAACUUACAGCAACGACAGUCUUCCAAAUUGCUUUGCCAUAUCGCAUGAAAUUUAAUGGAAGUACUUCCAUGGUUGGCAAUGGUUGUCUUUAUUUUAAUGAUAAUUCGUCAGCAAAACGUUCCGAGGCGCAGUUAGAUGCCAUCGAUUGCUUCAAUAAGAAUUUGAUCCAAGUUAUUCAGCGUUGGGAACACCAUGUUUUAACACGAGCUGGUGAUCAAAUGUCUCGGAUGGAGAGCCAUUGA
Messenger RNA from Torulaspora globosa, 1323 nucleotides. It is a transcript of the gene VPS38, whose product is annotated as Vps38p. Bases 1 to 1323 code for a protein of 440 amino acids. Lineage: Eukaryota; Fungi; Ascomycota; Saccharomycetes; Saccharomycetales; Saccharomycetaceae. The record is from RefSeq and is a predicted model, not a curated record. The transcript has a single exon. Gene Ontology annotation, cellular component: phosphatidylinositol 3-kinase complex, class III, type II.